This is a messenger RNA of Dissoconium aciculare CBS 342.82, 2532 nucleotides long. RefSeq lists its product as uncharacterized. Gene Ontology annotation, molecular function: protein kinase binding. The transcript is spliced from 2 exons. The record is from RefSeq and is a predicted model, not a curated record. The coding region runs from base 1 to 2532 and encodes 843 amino acids. Gene Ontology annotation, cellular component: cytoplasm. Lineage: Eukaryota; Fungi; Ascomycota; Dothideomycetes; Mycosphaerellales; Dissoconiaceae.
AUGGAAUCGGAAGACGGCGUGCUAUUCGUAAAGAAUCUAGCAAACUUCGUUCGAACCCAUGAGCGGGCGUUGGCAAACGCCCUCCAAUCUCAAUAUCGCUUGCGAAACAAAGAUGGCAAAGAGCAGGUGGUCUCUGGCGGCCCUGCCAGUCCCAUCUCUCAAUCGGCACCUACCUCAACGUCCUUGACCGAACUGCUCUCACGGCCUUACUUCUCAUUGGCAUCGCGCACCAUCAAACCGGCCAAACUCACCUUGACACCUCACCACCUCUACUACCUCCUCGACCGCUUCGAAGACCUCGGCGUCGAUGUCGGACCUAUGAAAGUCCGCCUUGAGAACUUGCACGGCGACGCUGGACCUAUGAACUAUGUGUCCUUCCUGGGCAAUGCACCAAAGUCAAAAGGUCGGCAAGCCGAUUCCGACUCCCUUCGCUCCGUGUCUAGCAUCCGGAGUGUCAUGUCGAGCGUCUCAUCGGUGUGGUCAAACCUGACCAUGUCGAACAGCGCUGCAAAAGCUGCGAAGCAAAUGUCACAAAACCGGGAGGAUCUCACAUAUCUAUACUCUUGCUUCACAAAGAUUCCUGCGUUGCGGCUGGCACCUGAUCAUCGCGCGCGACUCGUCGCGGGCUUCGAGGAGUUUCCCUUUGACACUGCGGUCCCCCUGUUCGCCUUCAAAAACCUGAGCGCCCUGGAAAUCUGUGACCUCGACUUUCGACAGUUUCACGGAUGGGAUCGAUUGGCGGAGCAACUUCGCACUCUUACUGUCAAGCGUGCAGGCGUGGAGGAUCCUUUCGAUCUGCUGUACAGCAUUGUCUUAGACGAUGCGGAGCGCCGUCGCAAACGGUCCUCUAAGACACAGGUCCCUACCACUCCAUCCACACCUGGCGUGCCGUGGCCGACCGUGAGCCCAAAGAGUAAGCAAGUCGAGCUUGCGCGGUCGCUUUCGUCGCCCAUCGCCAUCUACAUGGACCAACGACGCGGAUCGACGGGCAGCCCAAACGCCACCACGAGAACCAUCUCUUCCGAGGGCAAGAGGCCUGUGCCGCUGAACAGACAACCGAGUAAUUCUCCGCCGCGAGCGACUAUAUCCCGAAAUGGAUCUGCAUCGCAUCCGCACCGACCACACACCGGUCGCAGCCAGCAUUCCAAAAAUCGGCGAUCCUCUGGCAGCUCCGAAUCCAGCACGCAUGAAACCACUCCCAGGCACAGCGCUUCGGAUCUCAUGUCCUUUGGUAUACUACCGCCCUCGAAAUGGCGAUUCUUACGACAUUUGAGCUUGGCAGAGAAUAGCUUGACGCACUUAUUCGCGAGCAGCUUGGCGCCGGUUGCAAACACUCUGCACUCACUGGACCUGUCUGGUAAUUUGUUCAGCGAGAUCCCAGAUGCUCUGGCGAGUUUGACACACUUACGAGCGUUGAACCUCAGCAAUUGCAUGAUCGAUAGCCUGCAGUCGCUUUCGAGAAACCCGCUGCCGGCCAUAACAACGCUGAACCUGCGUUCAAACCGACUGCAUUCACUUGCCGGCAUCGAACGUCUCUACUCGCUCGAAAGAUUGGAUCUGCGGGACAACAAGUUGCACGACCCGACCGAGCUUGCACGGUUGACUGGUAUUCCUGACAUCAUCGACCUUUACGUUAUCAAAAAUCCCUUCACUAGGACACACGGCAACUACCGAGUCACCAUCUUUAACCUUUUCCGAAGCACGCCUGGCCAUGUUGACGAUGUGACGAUCGACACCCUGGGACCAUUGUACAACGAGAAGAAACAUCUCGUGGACAGGGUUUUCGAGCCCGCGUAUCAGAAGCCUGUUAUCCAGCCACCCCUCGAGGAUGAUGAUGGACCUCUACCCUCAUCGCCCAUUGUUGCUCCUAUGAUACAUGAUCACGAUCGGACACCGCCAUCCAGUGAGCAAUUCAGCCAUAGACGUUCGACAUCGGAUAUAGGACCGCGAUCGACAGCUCGUCGUCGAAAAGUCCCAAGGAGAAGGAUUGUUGAGCUCUCACAGGCAGACUUUCCACGGCCCGCACAGCAAGAGGUUACACCUGCUCCUGCAGACCCGCCUGUUCCCGAACUCACUCAAGUUCACCCUAUGCCACGAACGCCAAAGGGUGACAGUGAGCCUCCUGAAAUGCUCGAAACACCUGGAACCACCCCGCGCGACACGGAAACACCCGUUCAACCCAUCCGCCCUCCACUCGCCGUCCGGCCACCCAAACUGGACACGGCAUUCGCAUCACCUCCACAUUCGCCCAAGAUUCGUGAUCUGUCCGACAACGACAACUCCCCGAUUCAAGCUCUAGAAGAUGAUCUCGAGAACCUCCCGGCAAUGUUCCGCCAGAAGAUCGACUCGCUUCAAGACGACCAUGGAUCGAACUGGCUCUCUGCUUUGCACGAGGGAAAGCUAGCCGGCUCUGGUAACAAAACUGUUGGCGGUGUGAUCACGACUGCAGAUCGUGAUUACAGUCCUGCAUCAACCAUCCGGACGGAGCAAGCUUCCCGAAGCGUCAGCGUUGGUACGAGGACCCUCGGCUGA